UGUACAUUUCCCGUGCUGCCGGCCCAAGUCUGGUGUCAAAUAGCGCCGUCCCAUACUGCUACUGUUUUCGCCGGUUACAAAUAUCUCUUUCUUUCUCCUUCUACUCUCUACGCUUCACUCAGUAUACACAUCAAAUUCUCUUUUGUUUAGUAGGUUAAAAUCUGCUUUUGUUUUUGAAGAGGAGAGUUCAAAUCAUUUCGAUUUGCCACAUUUUUUCUGAAGCUAUUCUCUAUAAGAUGUCUGAGGAAGCGGCUCAAGAUCUCACUGCACUACCUGAAGCUGAGAAGAAUAAUGAAAAUUCCAGUAAUGGGAGUGUUCCCGUUACAGUGCUUGAGAGCGUUGAUAAAAAUCAUAAAGAGAAGGAAAGAGAAAAGCCUGUCUUACUGGUUGAGCUUGAUCUUAAUGGAGACAAUAAGGUGAAUACUGGGGCAGAGAUUGGAAAUUCAGAAGUAGAAUACAUAGAAUCUGAGAAUUUGAAUGAUUUAGAAGAUGUCGACACAAGUCUGAAGACUCUAUUGACUGGACUAGACUCCAAGGACUGGGUUUUAGUGUGUGAGGCACUUAAUGAUGUUCGGCGUCUGUCCAUAUUUCACAAAGAAGCAAUGGUUGAUAUGUUGGGAAAUGUGAUCUCUCUUAUUGUGAAAUCUUUGAAAAAUCCAAGAAGUGCUGUUUGUAAAACAGCUAUUAUGGCAUCAGCUGACAUUUUCAAAGCAUACUGUGACAGCAUAGUUGACUUGAUGGAUCCACUGCUUGUACAACUUCUUCUGAAAUCUUCACAAGAUAAGCGAUUUGUAUGCGACGCAGCUGAGAAAGCUCUAAUAGCUAUGACGACAUGGGUUUCUCCAUCACUAUUAUUACCGAAGCUGCAACCUAAUCUGAAACACAGAAAUCCUCGAAUUCGAGCAAAAGCUUCAAUGUGCUUUUCUCGAAGUGUACCACGUCUGGGAGUAGAGGGAAUCAGAGCAUAUGGAAUUGAAAACUUGAUCCAAAUAGCUGUAUCCCAGCUCAGUGACCAGCUUCCUGAGUCAAGGGAGGCUGCUCGUACGCUGUUGUUAGAACUGCAAACUAUCUAUGAAAAAGCACUCAAUGUUACCCCAACAGAAGUGAGUGAAGAGGCAGAAACAAUUUCCUGGGAGCAUUUUUGUCAAUCAAAGCUUUCGCCUUUGAGUGCUCAAGCAGUUCUGCGUGUAACCAAUCUCACUAGGGAGGGUAUUGUUUUAGGUUCAUAGCAUUUGUGUGAUGAGCUAUAGUUCACUUUUGUCCUUCCUAAUUUUUUGGUUUGGUUUUCUUAUACCUGUAUAUACCAUUAAAAGUUUGAGGUGUUUGCGAGGCAGUUGAACCAUAUCUAGAGCUAUAGUUCCUAUAGUAUCUUGAAUAUAUGGUUUAGAUUACGUCGUAUUGUGCUUAAAAUCAUUCAUGAAUGCUUGCUUUGCAGUAUUACUUGUAAUUGUGCUCGUUCAUUGUUUGUCUUACUAUUUUAAUGGUUGAAAAGCGAAAUGCGUUACUGUGAA
Molecule: messenger RNA, 1511 nt
Organism: Nicotiana tabacum (common tobacco)
Lineage: Eukaryota; Viridiplantae; Streptophyta; Magnoliopsida; Solanales; Solanaceae
Biological process (GO): microtubule cytoskeleton organization
Cellular component (GO): cytoplasmic microtubule
Molecular function (GO): microtubule binding
Source: RefSeq, a predicted model, not a curated record